GUUGAAGUGCUACCUUUCAUGUAGACAUUUUAUGUGUGAAGAGAAAUGUGUGUAUGUCCAACAUUAUACAUCUUUUCAAAAGUUAACAUCACAACACCCUGGUGCUGGUCGCUUAUUAGUGACGUCACGAAUUUGACAUUGGCAUGGGCUGUGCAAGAAGGCAUCCCUUCUAGUUAUGGCGAUGCGUCAGUUUACAAGGUUGCUGUCUGGGCUCUCCGCCGAGAAGUCGUGCUUAAAUCAUCCGAGGUCAUUUAGUGUGUCAGCUGUAUCAGCCGCCAUUCAGAAGAUGACCAGAGUGCGAGUGGUGGAUAACAGCUCACUUGGAAAUACACCAUACCAUCGGCCGCCAAGGGUGAUACAUGUCUACACCAAGAAUGGCGUUGGUAAAGUUGGUGACAAAGUUUUGCUGGCCAUCAAAGGACAGAAGAAGGCAGCACUAAUUGUCGGUCACAAAAUGCCCGGAAAACCCAUGACUCCACGCUUUGAUUCGAAUAAUGUCGUUCUAAUUGAGGACAACGGGAACCCGACAGGAACAAGGAUUAAGGUCCCAAUACCUACACAUUUACGUAAAAUGGAAGGGGACUACUCAAAGCUGUUGGCAAUUGCAAGUUCUUUUGUUUGAAAAAAAACUAUUUUCCUUACUUCUCAGUUACAUAACUAUGUAAGAGGCUGAAGUUUUGUUGACAGUGAUCACUGUGCUUACAAUAAAUAUGACCUUUACUGUACUCGCAUUUAGGUCAGCUUCAUAUUAUGGACACAAUGAACAAACAUAAGAAAAAGUGAUGUUAAUGGUAAUAUUUAUUGAAGGCACAACACACAUUCUCAACACAAAACACAACUGGCACAUUUUAAUUGCUAAUGACAGGUAUAAGGCAUUCAAUAUUGUGAUCCCUGUGAAUGUUAGCGACAGUGUUUCUCAAUGUGAGGCAUCUUUGCUAGCAGCUUCAACUAAAAAUUCAGUGCAAAAUAAAACCAUAAGGUGAAACUUCA
This is a messenger RNA of Doryrhamphus excisus (bluestripe pipefish), 990 nucleotides long. RefSeq names its product mitochondrial ribosomal protein L14 (gene mrpl14). Gene Ontology annotation, biological process: translation. Gene Ontology annotation, cellular component: ribosome; mitochondrion. The record is from RefSeq and is a predicted model, not a curated record. NCBI's taxonomy places the organism in Eukaryota, Metazoa, Chordata, Actinopteri, Syngnathiformes, Syngnathidae. Gene Ontology annotation, molecular function: structural constituent of ribosome.